AUGAGACACCUCAACGGCGUCGCCAAGUCUCUGCGGACUCUCAAUUUGCCAUGGAGAGUUGGCACCAGUCGCCCCCCUCCACCCUUGCACAGGAAUUUCCAGCAAAGUCUCUUUACGUUUACCAAAAAGCCUAGCACCUCUGGAGUAAGCUUAUCCAUUAGCCUCGCUGCAGGAUUCUUGUUCAUCUGGUGGCUAUAUCCCUCUCAAGACCUUGAUUAUCUCACCCCCACACAGAAACGAAAAAGAUGGUCUCGAACCGAACCAAACGGACAAAGGCUUGGUGGUGAUACGAAGGUGGCAGCCGAGCCACCCGCGAACGCGUGGGACAGCUUUGCCGCGCGCAUGGAAAGCAUCGCCGGCAUCACCGACACCGAAUGGGGCGCCUUUUCGGAAAAAGUCACCGACUUGAUUCUCCCAGACUGGUCCAAACUCGUACCUGGAUACGUGAAAAAGCUUCAGAGGGAACUGUCCAUGGCCCCUGGCUCUCUGGCGGAUGAAAUCUGGGAAGAGGCGCAUGACCCAAACGUCAACCCCGAAAUUGCUUGGAAAGCCAACGUUCGUGUGUCUUGCGAACUCUGCAAUGACGAAAAGGAGUUUCUAUCAAGACGUAAAAAAGUGAUACGGGUUGCUCUAGCCAAAUAUCUCGGCCUCCGCGAAAACGACAUUCAUCCAGAUGAUAUCCCCACCAUUGCCAUGUGCGGUUCGGGAGGCGGCCUGCGCGCCCUUGUCGCCGGCACUGGAUCCUUGAUUGCCACCGAAGAGGACGGGCUCUUUGACUGCGUUACGUAUACUGCGGGUGUCAGCGGCUCUUGCUGGCUACAGACUCUUUUGAACUCCUCCAUAUCAGGGGGCGACCUGACACGGCUGCUGGAGCAUUUGAAGGCUCGCUUGAAUGUCCACAUCGCAUACCCACCAGUUGCCCUCCAAUCCCUCGUUUCGUUGCCGACAAACAAGUUUCUGCUAAGUGGCCUGGUGGAGAAGCUGCGAGGCGACGAUAAGGCCGACUUUGGUCUCGUCGAUGUCUACGGCUUGUUGCUGGCAUCUCGAUUGCUAGUCCCCAAAGGCGAGCUUGGCGUCAAUGAGAGAGAUCUCAAGCUUUCCAACCAGAGAGAACUUGUCAAGUACGGGGAUCGUCCGUUACCCAUCUACACCGUUGUACGGCACGAGAUUCCACGGGCUGAAGGAAAUCAGGGGCAGCUGACUAAGGAGGACAAGAAGCUCACCAAGGAGGAGCCAUGGUUCCAAUGGUACGAGAUCACGCCGUACGAGUUCUUCUGCGAAGAGUUUGGUGCCGGUAUCCCGACUUGGGCCAUGGGACGAAAGUUCAACAACGGCAGCGACGUUCCGCCAGAGCACGGGUUCCACCUUCCAGAGGUUAGGGUACCUUUGUUGAUGGGCGUCUUUGGGAGCGCCUUUUGUGCCACCCUGAGCCACUACUACAGAGAAAUCAAGCCGCUGGUUCUCAGCAUAACAGCUCUCGCCAGCCUUGACGAGUUUGUCUCUGGCCGAGACGACGACUUGAGUAAAGUCCACCCUAUAGAUCCCGCCACAAUUCCCAACUUUGCUUAUCAGAUGCACGGCAAAUUAUCUAGCAUGACACCUCCCAGCAUCUACGAACGAGAACACAUCCAGCUUAUGGAUGCGGGCAUGUCAAACAACCUGCCCAUCUAUCCUCUCUUACGACCCGGUCGAAACGUCGACAUUCUCAUCGCAUUUGACGCCUCUGCAGACAUCAAGACGGACAACUGGCUCUCUGUGGCUGAUGGAUACGCUCGGCAGCGCGGCAUCAAGGGCUGGCCGGUAGGCAUUGGCUGGCCAAAACCGGGUGAAUCUGUCAAAGAGACUGUCAAAGAGCUCGCCAAUGCCGAAGCCAAAUCCGCUCGCGAGGCAGACCGACGAGUGGAGCAGGCCAAGCAGGACCAGAGAUGUCUCAAGGAAUCAGCAAACGGCAGCACAGCCAGCAACAGCACAACCGACCAAGAUAAGUUGCAGGCUGGGGACGAAGAAGCCGGCGACUUGGGAUACUGUACUGUCUGGGUCGGCACGACGCAAGAACGAUCUCCAAAGCCCCCUCCGCCGGCCAAAGCCAUCGACGAGACAAACAGGUGGCAACUCAUGGAACCUGAUGCGGGCCUUGCGGUUGUUUAUGUUCCGUUCGUGGCGAACCCAAAAGGGCCAGAUAUUUCCCCUGGCACGACCGACUUUCUCAGCACAUGGAACUUUGUGUAUGCUCCCGAACAGAUUGACAGUGUUGUCAGCCUUGCACGGGCAAAUUACGACGAGAGCAAAGAGCAGAUUAGGUCCACGGUGCGGGCCGUGUACGAGAGGAAGAAGUUUUUGCGGGAACAGGCGGAUAACCAGCAAGUGAAGGAGGAAGCAUCCAAAUCGCUGGCAAUCUCGACAUGA
This is a messenger RNA of Ustilaginoidea virens, 2406 nucleotides long. RefSeq lists its product as uncharacterized. Gene Ontology annotation, molecular function: A2-type glycerophospholipase activity. Bases 1 to 2406 code for a protein of 801 amino acids. The record is from RefSeq and is a predicted model, not a curated record. The transcript has a single exon. Lineage: Eukaryota; Fungi; Ascomycota; Sordariomycetes; Hypocreales; Clavicipitaceae. Gene Ontology annotation, cellular component: cytosol. Gene Ontology annotation, biological process: glycerophospholipid catabolic process.